Molecule: messenger RNA, 3597 nt
Organism: Lotus japonicus
Lineage: Eukaryota; Viridiplantae; Streptophyta; Magnoliopsida; Fabales; Fabaceae
Product: RNA-dependent RNA polymerase 2
Exons: 4
Coding region: 96-3464 (1122 amino acids)
Biological process (GO): siRNA processing
Cellular component (GO): nuclear RNA-directed RNA polymerase complex
Molecular function (GO): RNA binding; RNA-directed RNA polymerase activity
Source: RefSeq, a predicted model, not a curated record
CUACCAAUUGCAGAACUACAAUAGAAAGUUCAGGCAGUCAAAACCCUCACUGAACUGAACACUUCCCUAGCCAGCUCCUCCUCCUCUCCUUGUCAAUGGGGGUUCCGACUGGUAAACCCACCGUCCGCAUCUUCAACAUUCCCCAAUCCGCCACCGCCAAGGACCUCCUCGCCUUCCUCAAGUCCACAUUUGGUCCCUCCUCCAUCUACGCCCUCGAAAUCUUUUCCGAUUACUCCAACUGGAAGUCUCGCGGCUCCGGCCGCGUCCAGUUCGAGGACCUCGCCACCAAGUCCCGCGCCCUCUCUCUCGCCGAAUCCCAGAAGCUCAUCUUCAAGUCCCACUUCCUCCGCCUCUCCGAAAACUCCGAUGAUAUCAUCCCCCGGCCUCCGCUCCCCCAACACCGCCUCAACAACACCAUCCUCAAUGCAGGCUUCACCGUCGGACCUGACGAUUUUGUUAUUCUCGACACCUGGGAUGGUGUUCAGGGGUGGAUCAUGCCAGAACGGAGGAAACUUGAAUUCUGGGUCUGGUUCCAAGGGGAGUGUUACAAGCUUGAAAUCCCUUUUGAAGAUAUUUUGGAGACUGUUGGCUAUGCUUCUGGUGAUGAUGGUAAACCCCCAGAUGCCCUCAUCUUGAAGCUGAAAUAUGGGCCAAGGAUAUAUCAGAGGAAAUCAGGGCCAGAUAUAGCCUCCAAGUUUAAGGCUGAUAGGUACCAUUUCUGUAAGGAUGAUAUCGAGUUUCUUUGGGUGCGAACAACAGACUUCUCGCCCAUCAAGUCGAUUGGGCACUCCACAUCGUUUUUUUGGGAAAUUGACGAAGAAUCAUCUUCUUUGGAUGUUUUUCAAAGUUUUCCAUUGUACAGAGUAAGUCUGAAAGAUCUAAAUCUGGAUCAGAAAUAUUCAUGCUCUGCCACAGAAACAGUUCCGCUGGUGAAAUGUGGUCCUGGUUCCAAGCUUCCUUAUGAGGAUCUUUUCCAAUUGAAUUGCCUUGUCCAUACUCAGAAAAUCAGUCUUGCUUCAGUGAAUGAUGAAUUGAUUGCCUUGUUUGGAAGCUUAACUGAUGAAACCAAAGCCAUGGUUUUUCAGAAAUUGCACAAACUGAAUUCAACUUGUUAUGAUCCCUUAGAAUUUGUGAACACUCAAUUGCACGUGCUGAGCAGCAGAAGAAAAAGGCAUCUUCCAUCAGCGCAGAAAAGGUUGGCAGAUAACAACAUAAUGAGUUGUCAUAGAGCACUGAUUACCCCAACGAAGAUUUAUUGCCUUGGACCGGAGCUUGAAACCUCAAAUCAUGUGGUAAAGCAUUUUGCACAGUAUGCUUCGGAUUUCAUGAGGAUUACUUUUGUUGAAGAGGAUUGGAGUAAGCUUCCAUCUAAUGCGGUAUCAACUACUGUACACAAGGGAAUCUUCUCAAAGCCUUUUAAAACUGAAAUAUAUAAGCGGAUAUUGACUAUUCUUCGAGAUGGGAUUGUGAUUGGAUCAAAAAGAUUUGAGUUUCUAGCCUUCUCUGCUAGUCAACUGCGGUCAAAUUCCGUUUGGGUAUUUGCUUCUAAUGACCAUGUGAAAGCAGCAGAUAUCAGAGAAUGGAUGGGAUGUUUCAACAACAUUCGUAGUGUUUCUAAAUGUGCAGCAAGGAUGGGUCAGCUGUUCAGUUCUUCCAAGCAAACUUUUGAAGUCCUUCCUCAAGAAGUGGAAAUAAUUCCAGAUAUUGAAGUGAACUCUGAUGGUGUAGACUACUGUUUCUCUGAUGGCAUUGGAAAAAUUUCCCUAUCUUUUGCAAGGCAAGUUGCUCAAAAGUUAAAAUUGGAUCAGAGUCGAAUUCCAUCAGCAUUUCAAAUUCGGUAUGGUGGAUAUAAAGGUGUUAUUGCUCUGGAUCGCCAUUCCUUUAGGAAGUUAUCAUUGCGCGGCAGUAUGCUUAAGUUUGAAUCCGACAACAGGAUGCUCUGUGUUACUAAAUGGAGUGAGUCAAUGCCUUGCUUUCUCAAUCGAGAGAUUAUAUCCCUGCUGUCGACCUUAGGGGUAAAAGAUGAGGCGCUUUUGGCUAUGCAACAGGAACAGUUGCAUUUGCUUGGAAGGAUGUUGACUGAUAGGGAGGCAGCACUGGAUGUUCUGGAAAGUUUGAGUGGAGUUGAUUCAAAAAGCAUUCUGGUAAAGAUGUUGCAUCAGUUUUAUGAACCAAACAGUGAGCCUUAUCUAUCGAUGAUGCUUAAGGCUCACUAUACGGAGCAAUUAUCUGAUUUGAAAAGUAGAUGCCGUAUAUGUGUUCCCAAGGGUCGACUCUUAGUAGGUUGCUUGGAUGAAACUGGUAUUUUAAAUUAUGGCCAAGUGUUUGUUCGCGUUACUGUAAAUAAAACUAUGGAAAAUUCUGGAGAUGAUAGCUUAAGGAAAGUGGAUGGUGAUGAUAGCACACGCAUAAUAGUGGGGAAGGUGAUAGUCACCAAAAAUCCUUGUCUUCACCCAGGAGACGUCAGAGUCCUUGAUGCUAUCUACCAUGAAGAAUUGGAGGAAAAUGGUAUGAGGGAUUGCCUUGUAUUUCCGCAAAAAGGACAUAGGCCUCAUCCAAAUGAAUGCUCGGGAGGUGAUCUUGAUGGAGAUUUGUUUUUCAUUAGCUGGGACAAAGAUCUGAUCCCGUGUAAAACCGAGGAACCAAUGGACUACACAGCAAGGAGGCCUCGGAUAAUGGACCAUAUGGUAACACUAGAGGAAAUCCAACAAUUUUUUGUUGACUACAUGAUCAAUGAUACUCUGGGCGCUAUCUCCACCGCACAUCUAGUUCAUGCUGACCGUGAACCAGAUAAAGCCAGGAGCUCAAAAUGUCUGGAGCUGGCACAGCUUCAUUCCAUGGCUGUUGACUUUGCAAAGACCGGUGCGCCUGCUGCGAUGCCUAGAGUUUUGAAACCAAGAGUUUUUCCAGAUUUCAUGGAGAGGUUUGAAAAGCCUAUGUAUAUCUCCAACGGGGUGCUGGGAAAACUUUACCGUGCCUUAGUUGAGUCAAAAUUGCAGGCAAGUUCUAACGUUGUCUGGUCAGAGAAGCUUGCUGAAGACGCAUAUGAUCUUAAUCUUGAAGCUAAUGGUUUUGAGGCCUUCCUUGAAACUGCAUCAAGUCACAAAGAAAUGUAUGCAGAGAAGAUGACCGCUUUAAUGAAGUUCUAUGGUGCAGAGACUGAGGAUGAACUGCUAACCGGUAACCUGCAAAACCGAGCUUCGUAUUUGCAGCGUGAUAACCGGAGGUAUACAGAUAUGAAGGAUCGGAUUCUGAUCUCGGUGAAGGAUCUUCAGCGUGAAGCCAAAGAAUGGUUUGAAGCUGAUUGUCAACAGCAUGAAUAUCAAGCUAUGGCGUCUGCAUGGUAUCAUGUGACCUAUCACCCAAAAUAUUACCAUGAAAGCUCCAGUUUCUUGAGCUUUCCGUGGAUAGUUGGUGACAUUUUGUUGCACAUUAAGUCUGUAAACAGUAAAGUACUCAGUUGAUGUCUCUAAUUAAUGAUAGUAAACUCAGUUGUUGGUUAGCUUUUCUUUCUUAAUGAUUGGCUUAACCACCUGUUAAUUCAUGAAUGUUUUCUCAUCCAUAAUUUAUAUUAUUAUGAGGUAUAUCGAUGGCUUA